AUGGGUUUGUAUCUUCUUUUGGCGAUUUUAGCGUUUGAUUUGGUUGUAAAUGUUUCCGCCAAUGCGGAAGGUGAUGCUGUGUAUGCAUUAAAAACCAACAUGGCUGAUCCUAACAAUGUUCUCCAAAGUUGGGAUCCUACCCUUAAAAAUCCCUGCACUUGGUUUCAUGUUACAUGCAACCUUAACAAUACUGUGAUCCAUAUUGGUCUUGGAAAUGCAAACCUUUCCGGUAAUCUGGUUCCACAGCUUGGUCAGCUCCCAAAUUUACUGUCCUUGGAACUUUAUGACAAUAAUAUAACUGGAGCAAUUCCAAAGGAGCUUGGAAACUUGACAAGUUUGCUUAACCUGAGUCUUUCCAUGAACAGAUUAAGCGGUCCCAUCCCAGACUCAUUGGGCAACCUUAAAAAGCUACUUGUUCUGCGUCUCAACAAUAACAACUUGUCGGGAAACAUUCCUAUGUCCCUGACUACGAUGGCUUCUCUGCAAGUCCUUGAUCUCUCAAGCAACCAGUUAACAGGAGAUAUCCCAGUGAAUGGUUCAUUUGCACGUUUUACUCCCAGGAGUUUUCGGAAUAAUCCAGGAUUAAAUCCACAAAAGUUCCCUCCACCUCCACCAAGGUUUCAAAUCGCACCAAUUCCUUCAGUCUAUAGUCACAUAAAGGGACAAUAG
Neltuma alba is the source of this 669-nucleotide messenger RNA. Its product is annotated as BRASSINOSTEROID INSENSITIVE 1-associated receptor kinase 1-like. The transcript is spliced from 8 exons. The coding region runs from base 1 to 669 and encodes 222 amino acids. The record is from RefSeq and is a predicted model, not a curated record. Gene Ontology annotation, molecular function: protein binding. Lineage: Eukaryota; Viridiplantae; Streptophyta; Magnoliopsida; Fabales; Fabaceae.